Molecule: messenger RNA, 1499 nt
Organism: Salvia hispanica
Lineage: Eukaryota; Viridiplantae; Streptophyta; Magnoliopsida; Lamiales; Lamiaceae
Source: RefSeq, a predicted model, not a curated record
CUUGAGAUUGAAUACAUCCAUACAACAAAGUCAAGAUGGCCGCUGAAAUCCACGUUGUGUUGUUCCCAAUGGUAGCGCCCGGCCACAUGAACCCCAUCAUCGACAUCGCCAAACUCCUCGCCCACCGCGGCCUCAUCGUCUCCAUCAUCACCACCCCAGCUAACGCCGCCCGGAUCAGUUCCACCAUCUCACCCGCUCUGCAAAUCCAUCUCAUCCAAAUCCCUUUCCCCGCCGCCCAAGCCGGACUGCCCCACGCCUGCGAGAAUAUGGACUCUCUCCCAUCGCUGGACACGAGCUACAAGUUCUUAAUCGCAUUCGACAUGAUGCAGAACGACGUCGUGCGGGCCUUCGAGCAGCUGCAGCCGCCCCCGAGCUGCCUCAUCUCCGACAUGGGCCUGCCCUGGACGGCCCAGCUCGCCGAGCAGUUCAACAUCCCCAGAAUGGUCUUCCACGGCACCAGCUGCACAUCCCUCCUCGCUUCGCAUCACAAAAAGGUCGUUCGCGCUGAGGCUCCCGACGCCGCAGAAGAUGCAAAAUCAGCCGUGAUGAAGAAAGUGUGGGAACAAGUGAGGGCGGCGGAGAAGACUUCCUACGGCGUAGUAGUGAACAGCUUCGAGGAGUUGGAGGCGGAGAGCGUGAAGGAAUACAGCGAGGCGAAAGGCGGGAGAGUGUGGUGCAUCGGCCCUGUUUCCUUGUGCAAUGUGGAGACCACGGACAUGGCAAAGAGGGGGAACAUCUCGGCCGUUGAUGUGCGCGACUGCAUGCAAUGGCUCGAUCUGCACGAGCCGGGGUCCGUGAUCUAUGCGGCUCUGGGCUCGUUAGCGCGCCCGACGCCUGAGCAGAUGAUGGAGCUGGCACUCGCUCUCGAAGAGACGAAUAGGCCUUUCAUUUGGGGAUUAGGAGGAGCUUCGUCUCCUGCAUUAGAGGGAUUGUUUGUGGAGAGCGGAUUCGCGCAGAGGACUAGAGACAGGGGCUUCCUGAUUCGUGGUUGGGCGCCCCAGCUCGUGAUCCUAUCACACCCUGCGGUUGGGGGAUUCUUGACGCACUGUGGAUGGAACUCGACGCUGGAAGGGAUAACGGCGGGGGUGCCGCUUGCGACAUGGCCAUUUGUGGGGGAUCAGUUUGCAAAUGAGAAAUUGGUGGUGGAAAUACUUGGAAUUGGAGUGAGUGUGGGAAAUAAAGUUCGUGUUAUGUGGGGAGAGGAGGAGAAGGCUGGGGUGUUUGUGGCGAAGGAUGCUAUCAAGAGAGCUUUGGUGGUGUUGAUGGAGGAAGGUGCAGAAAUGAGAACAAGGGCAGGAGAGCUCAGGGACAAGGCCAAAAUUGCAGUUGCACAAGGAGGUUCUUCUUAUGUAGGACUCACUUUGCUUAUUGAAGAAAUUAAGGCUAGAUUUUAAUGUUGUACACCUCUCUUUCAAUUCCAGUUUGUAUUUGCUGAUUUGCAAGGGUAAGAGAAAAUCGAUUGUAACCCAUGAUUAUAUAUGUGUAGUGCGUUUGAUAUA